This is a messenger RNA of Phytophthora sojae, 1572 nucleotides long. RefSeq lists its product as hypothetical. Lineage: Eukaryota; Oomycota; Peronosporomycetes; Peronosporales; Peronosporaceae. The transcript is spliced from 2 exons. Gene Ontology annotation, cellular component: cytoplasm; mitochondrion; cytosol. Gene Ontology annotation, biological process: tetrahydrofolylpolyglutamate biosynthetic process. Gene Ontology annotation, molecular function: tetrahydrofolylpolyglutamate synthase activity; ATP binding. Bases 1 to 1572 code for a protein of 523 amino acids. The record is from RefSeq and is a predicted model, not a curated record.
AUGACGCCCACCGCAGCUCCGACGGUGUCGCUGCCGCCCGUUAAGGUGGCCCCCUCCACCACCAGCAGCGCCACGUCGGCGCCCAGCAGCCCCAUGAGCAGCGCCAGCAGCGGCGCGGACCUGAGCCACCAGGUGCAGGCGGCGCUGACCCGCCUGCUGGGCGUGAGCUCCGCGUUCAAGGACCUGCAGCCGGGCAAGGACACGCAGGUGUCCACGCGCGAGGAGACCAUCGCCAUGAUGCAGCACUACCUCAAGCGGCUGCAGCUGGACGACGUGGUGGACAGCAGCUCCCCACGCGCGCUCUCGGUGAUUCACGUGGCCGGCACCAAGGGCAAGGGCUCGACCUGCGCCAUGGUGGAGCGCAUCCUGCGCCAGGCGGGCUACAAGACGGGUCUCUUCACGUCGCCCCAUCUGGUCUCGCCCUGCGAGCGCUUCCGCAUCAACGGGAAACCCAUCGCGGACGACGUCUUCCUGCGCCACUUCAACGCCGUCGGGCUCGGCGGACGACUCGACGCCACCAACGUCUUCCGCAAGCCCGUUGUGUGCGGCAUCUCGACGUUGGAUCUGGAUCACACCCGCGUGCUGGGCGAGACGCUGGACCUCAUUGCUUACGCAAAGGCUGGCAUCUUCAAGCCCCGCGUGCCGGCCUUCACGACAGCGCAGGAACCGCUGGCGAUGCAGAUGCUGGAGAAGUGCGCCGCCGACACGAACACUCCUCUGGUUCGUGUACCCACGCUGGACGGAUUUGGGCCCGACGGAGUGAACUGUAAGCUCGGCCUGCACGGCGACUACCAGCGUACGAAUGCUGGACUUGCUGUGGCAUUGGCGUAUACCUGGCUGCGUCACAAGCGUGGAGAGGACGCGACAGCGCCGCUGGACCUGGCCGCGACACUUGAGCCCGAUGUGAAGGAAGGAGUGAAGUACGCAUUCUGGCCUGGACGAGCGCAGCUCUGGGAGGAUGAAGCGCACAAGAUGCGCUUCUACAUCGACGGUGCUCACACCCUACGCAGCCUAGAGUGUUGUGCGGACUGGUUCCGUCAGGCGGCGACGCGAAUCACUCCAGCGGACAAGCGCGUGCUCAUAUUCACGAUCCAUCACGAGCGCAAUGUGGCACAGCUCUUCGAGCCGCUGUUGAAGCAGCACUUUGAUCACGUGUACUUUUGCCCCACGAGCUCGUCACGCCCGAGCCUGGCUAAGGUGCACACGUUCUCGGAAGCACUGGAGGUUGCUGGCUUUCAGAACGUGGUGUCUUCAUACUCACCGGAAGAGUUGGCGGCGCUGGACGACGUGAGUAGCGAGGCUCACCCGUGGCAGACGACGCUAUCGCGUAUCUGGAGUGGAUUGAAGACCCACGUGAUCAAGGAGGACCAGAGCCAGUGCGUGGUUGCGGUGAAGGACUCGGUGGUUGACUGCAUUAACGAGCUGCGCGCGCUCUCGGAGGCGGCAGGAGCUUCACUGAUCGAGGGAGAAGCUGCGAAGGGCGAGCAAUGGGACGAGAACUGGAGCGUGCUCGUGACAGGGUCGUUGUAUCUCGGCGGCGAGGCGUUGGACUUCCUGGGCUGGCAGGAGUAA